This is a messenger RNA of Cornus florida, 2480 nucleotides long. Its product is annotated as WD40 repeat-containing protein HOS15. Gene Ontology annotation, biological process: regulation of transcription by RNA polymerase II. Gene Ontology annotation, cellular component: histone deacetylase complex. Lineage: Eukaryota; Viridiplantae; Streptophyta; Magnoliopsida; Cornales; Cornaceae. The transcript is spliced from 14 exons. Gene Ontology annotation, molecular function: protein binding; transcription corepressor activity. The record is from RefSeq and is a predicted model, not a curated record. The coding region runs from base 311 to 2014 and encodes 567 amino acids.
CACUCCUUUCCUCUCUAAAUUCACUUUCUUUUUCCGUCCCUCCUCCUUUCCCUUCCUUCCUCGAUUUUCCAUCAUCAUCCUGUCUCUCCAUAGAAAAUUGAAAAUACAAACCAAGCGUUAGCGAGUAGUAGUAAUACGUUUCCUCUCUAAAUUUGGUAACAGUGUCGUAAGGUUUCUAGAGAGAGAAAGAGGACUCCGAUGCUGCAAAACUGAAGUCCCACUUUUUCCGGCUACUUCCUUCCUCCAAAAAGAGGAAACUAGCCCUCUCUUUCUCUCUCGAACAGCUCAGCCACAUGACCCAUUAGCCACCAUGACCUCCAUCACUUCCGUCGAAUUGAAUUACCUCGUCUUCCGUUACCUUCAAGAAUCAGGUUUUACACAUUCUGCUUUUGCAUUGGGAUAUGAGGCGGGUAUUAACAAAUGCCCCAUUGAUGGAAAUUUGGUUCCUCCUGGGGCUCUUGUCACAUUUGUGCAGAAAGGACUUCAAUACCUAGAGAUGGAAGCCAACUUGACUUGCCAGAGUGACACAGAUAUGGAUGAAGAUUUCUCAUUUCUACAACCUCUGGAUCUCAUUACAAAGAAUGUCAAUGAACUGCAGCAAAUGGUAAAAGAGAAAAAGAAAAAUCAACAGAAGAGCAGAGAUAAAGAGUCAGAAAGGGAACAUGAAGGAGAACGUGGGCGAGCAAGAGAGAGGGAAAAACAAGAUAGGGAGAAGGAACGUGAAAAGGACAGAGAGAGGAUAGAAAAGGAAAAGGAGAGAGAAAAGGAGAAGGAAAAGGAGAGAGAAAAGCAGCAUGAGGAUCACUCUAAAAGAGAAAUGGUUACGGAUCAAGAAGAUAAGGUUAUUGUCAAACGUGAAGAAAAUGGAACCUUUGGAGGACCUGAACCAAUGGAUAUUUCUACUACCUUGACGUCUCAGGCUUGUGAAAUUCCUAGUUCUGAUGUGAUAGUUUUGAGAGGACAUACUUCUGAGGUUUGUGCUUGCGCAUGGAGUCCAACAGGUUCACUUCUUGCUUCUGGAUCUGGAGAUUCAACAGCUCGGAUUUGGACGAUUCCGGAUGGCACCAGUAGAUCUAGUUUGCAAAAUGGUCCUUUAAAUGUGGCGGUGCUGAAACAUGUUAAGGGUAAAACAAACGAGAAAAGCAAAGAUGUCACAACACUUGAUUGGAAUGGGGAAGGAACUCUACUUGCAACAGGUUCUUAUGAUGGGCAAGCUAGAAUUUGGAGCACUAAUGGCGAACUAAAGACUACUUUAAGCAGACAUAAAGGACCCAUAUUUUCUCUGAAGUGGAACAAGAAGGGCGAUUAUCUUCUUACUGGGAGCUGUGAUAAAACUGCCAUUGUGUGGGAUGUGAAAACAGAGGAAUGUAAACAACAAUUUGAAUUUCAUUCAGGUCCAACACUUGACGUUGAUUGGCGAAACAAUGUUUCAUUUGCAACAAGCUCCACAGACACUAUGAUUUAUGUUGGCAAGAUUGGAGAGUCUCGGCCAAUCAAAACCUUUUCUGGGCAUGAGAGUGAAGUUAAUUGUGUCAAAUGGGAUCCGACAGGUUCAUUGUUGGCAUCUUGCUCUGAUGACUUCACUGCGAAGAUAUGGAGUAUGAAGCAGGACAAGUACGUUCAUGAUUUAAGAGACCAUGCUAGGGAGAUAUAUACCAUCAGAUGGAGUCCUACUGGUCCAGGCUCAAACAAUCCUAAUCAGCAAUUAGUCUUGGCAAGUGCAUCAUUUGACUCAACGGUGAAGCUUUGGGAUGUUGAACUAGGGAGACUUCUCUGCAGUUUGAAUGGCCACAGGGAACCUGUAUACUCUGUUGCUUUUAGCCCAAAUGGUGAGUAUUUGGCCAGUGGCUCUCUGGAUAAAUCUAUGCAUAUUUGGUCAUUGAAAGAAGGCAAGGUCGUGAGAACAUAUACGGGCAAUGGAGGCAUAUUUGAAGUCUGCUGGAACAAGGAAGGUGACAAGUUUGCUGCCUGUUUCGCCAACAACACAGUUUGUGUUUUGGAUUUUAGAAUGUAGGGUUUUCUAAAGUCCCCCCUUUGAUGCUGGAACAAGGCGGCCUUUCUGCGCUUUCCGGAAAGAUUAAGCUGAUUACUUGGCACAUAGAAAUCCAGCCAUUUGAGAGAAAAGAAGGGGAAGCACUUUGGAAAGGUAGUUUUGUUUUUCAGUUGUAGAUGAGGGCAUCACUGGCCUUAUUCAUUUUUAACUUUAGUAACUUGCAGUUGUCAUUCAAAUGCCUGCCAGGCCACUGUUUCUAGGGGGUUAGAUGGAUAGCUAGUUGUGUACAGAUUUACGUAAGUUGAAACCCUAACUCAUCACUUCUUAAAAGUGUUCAGUCUUCAUAAAUCUCUGUUUUUACAUUUUCAAUUGGUUCAAUUAUUUUGAGGCAGAUCAUUUAAUUGAUGGAAAAUACUGUAAAAUUGAACUCAUGAACCUUUCAAUCAAGUGGAUGAAUAGCACCUAUUGAUAACUCUUCAAUGCUCCA